Messenger RNA from Echinococcus granulosus, 498 nucleotides. RefSeq lists its product as hypothetical. The record is from RefSeq and is a predicted model, not a curated record. Bases 1 to 498 code for a protein of 165 amino acids. Lineage: Eukaryota; Metazoa; Platyhelminthes; Cestoda; Cyclophyllidea; Taeniidae. The transcript has 4 exons.
AUGUCCUUUUUCAAUAAACGGAGAUUGGAUCUUUUGUCAAAAAACGAUUUAUCUAUGUAUAUUUUAAUUUGUAAGGAUUAUAUUGUGGUAGGACGAGGCAACUUUUCUUACCACACAGAUAGAUCAGCAGAUGGGCUUAAUGCAUUGGAGAUGGGAAGACUGGGGCAUGUCAUAUCCCAUCUAAAAAUAGAAAUUCUUUUAAUGAAUCAAAAUGGCUUUGAUAAUACUCUGCCCAGUCUUAAAGGCGAUGCAAGACGUGAAGAUGGAGGCAAAAUGAGCACUUUAUCACGGAUCAUCGUAACCAUCCUGGCUGACAAUAUUGUCAAAUUUCCAUUUGGAAAGUUGUUUUACUUUCUUUUAAAUAUUUUUGUCAAAGCAUUUAUUGGAAAAUAUACGCCAGAAGUAUAUGAGCAUAAUUACAAGUUGACGUUCAAAUUAAAUUUCAAAUCUUUUACCGACCAGUUGUUUCCCAACUUUUUCAACAAAGUACAUUCCUAA